This is a messenger RNA of Syngnathoides biaculeatus (alligator pipefish), 1524 nucleotides long. RefSeq lists its product as uncharacterized. Bases 196 to 1122 code for a protein of 308 amino acids. The record is from RefSeq and is a predicted model, not a curated record. The transcript has 2 exons. NCBI's taxonomy places the organism in Eukaryota, Metazoa, Chordata, Actinopteri, Syngnathiformes, Syngnathidae.
GUCCCAAGGACGGAAGGAUCCACCCGUGCGCGUUCCUGUCUAGGAAGCUGACCCCGGCAGAGAGGAACUACGACGUGGGAGAUCGGGAACUGGUGGCGGUCAAGACUGCGUUGGAGGAGUGGCGGCACUGGCUGGAGGGCUCGCUCCAAGAACGGCAAGCCGGACGCACUCUCACGGAUCCACGAGGGAGGGCGCAUGGAAUCAGAGGGCGCUAUUAUCCUGCCAGAGGCGUGCUUCGUGUCCGGCUUCACCCGGGCGGUCGAGUCGCGGGUGAAGGAGGCCCUGGGAGAGACUCCGCCACCCGCGGAUUGUCCGUCGGCCCGCCUUUUCGUUGUUCAGUCUCUGCGAGGAGACGUCGUCAACUGGGCCCACACCAACAAGAUGGUCUGCCACCCGGGUAUGGCAAAAACGCGUUCAGUGGUUGAACAGAGGUUCUGGUGGCCCAACCUCAGCAAGAACGUGAAGGACUUCGUCAAUGCCUGUCCGAUAUGCGCGGCUAAUACGUGGAGCCAGCACGUCAAAUGGGUAGAGUACGCCCACAACUCUCUGCCCUUCGCUUCAACAGGUAUGCCUCCACUCCACAUUGUGCACGGCUAUCCCCCCUCUCUGUUUCCCCCCUUGGCCACAGACUCCGCUGUGCCGUCGGCCCUGGCACUGGUGCGGCACUGCAAACGGACCUGGGAGGCGUCCCGGAGGACGCUGCUGCGCAUGGGCAACAUCUACAAGUCCGCAGCAGACCGCAAGAGGAGAGCCGCACCAGAAAUCAGGGUGGGGCAGCGGAUGUGGCUCUCCACUAAGGAUCUUACGCUGCGGAUGGAAUCCCGCAAACUUGCUCCCAGGUGCGUUGGUCCGUUCCCUAUCACCAAAAUCAUUAACCCGGUCGCUGUAUCACUUAGACUACCCAGGUCGAUGAAGGUGGAGCCUACAUUCCACAUUGGCAGACUACGCCCAGAUCGUCCAUCGCCUCCGGCUAAACCCCCCCCACAUGGUGAACGGCGGGCCGGUGUACACAGUGCCCCGGUUGCUGUCUUCCCGCCGCAGAAGCAGGGGGUUCCAGUACCUGGUGGAUUUGGAGGGAUACGGACCGGAGGUGCACUCUUGGAUCCCCUCGCCCUUCAUUGAGGACUUCUAUGCAGCCCAUUCAGACGCUCCUGGGCUGUCGGGAGCCAGCCGUUGGGGGGGGGUACUGUCAUGCUCCUGGCAUCCUCCCCAGGCUGGGUGUGGUCAGCCAAUUCGUCAGCACACACCUGCACCCUGGUUUGGCUGAGUACACCCGGUACUUAUAGGACACGGGGGACAACUAGUCCGCCGCCAGAUCGUUGAGCUUCAUGUCCCGUUCCAGCACUCUCGUAUCCCUGAACGACAACCUGUGUGUACCGACUCAACCUGUAAGCCUGAUUCCCUUGGCACUUCUGCCUGCUUUGAACAUUCUCCUGUAUACCUGACCUGCCAUGUACUGACCCUCACCUGUUCCCGGACAAUGCAAGUAAGCCUGCCUCUUCUGCUACUGCUGCUCUUACGGAC